GUUUGCGUGAUAUACAGCCAUCAGUGACACGGGUAAUAAUCACAGGUCACUGUAAGUUCAGAUGGCUGAUUUAACACGGAGACAAAUGGACCAUUUCUGGUCGCAGCUGCCUGCCCGCGGAAUUACAGGGGGGGGGAUGAAUCAGAAGCCCUCCAGCAUUGAUUUUACCCUGGAUAGAAACAAUAAGCUAGCGUCUGCAAAAUUUGGCUUCGUGAAUGAGAAUAUUUUCUCUCGCCCGCUCGCUUUCUUUCUUUCUCUCCCAGUGGCAAUGUUGUGGCGUCACUGGGCACACGGACUGGCACGAUGCCCUACAGGAGAAAACCGUGCCAGACAGAUGCUGCCAGGAACACUACAGAGAGUGCGGUCGCAACGCCACAAACGUCUUUUGGUCACAGGGUUGCUACGAGAAGGUUGAGGAAUGGCUGAACGACAACAAACAUUUGCUGGGAACCAUCGCCAUGUGUGUGCUGGUCUUACAGCUUCUUGGAAUGGCCUUCUCCAUGACCUUAUACCAGCAGAUCCACAGAGCGGGAAAGAAGUACGACGCCUAGAAGUGUUACGAAACAAACUUCCAGAACACCACGUGUGUUUU
This is a messenger RNA of Triplophysa rosa, 592 nucleotides long. It is a transcript of the gene tspan9b, whose product is annotated as tetraspanin 9b. The transcript is spliced from 3 exons. The record is from RefSeq and is a predicted model, not a curated record. Bases 216 to 551 code for a protein of 111 amino acids. Gene Ontology annotation, cellular component: membrane. Lineage: Eukaryota; Metazoa; Chordata; Actinopteri; Cypriniformes; Nemacheilidae.